GUUUAUGUGGGUCCGUGUAGGCCAGUCGUAUUCUUGUUCUGUGGUGAUUAGGCCCUAUAUUAUAGUAUUGGCUAGCCAAAUGUGGUGUAGAGAAUGGAUUGAGAAAACUGGUCUCGUGAUUUAACAUCUCCACAUGAAAAUGGAACAAUAACUGAACCACAAAUUGUCCACAACGAAGUAUCAUUGCUCAGCCUGGUUUACCAGCAGACGCUCUACAUUCCAAUCUCCGCAUAAUCUCUGAUCAAACAUGGUGCUGUGGGAAUCUCGUCGACAGUUUAACAAAGUCUCUCUAAUAUUCUUAUUAACGUUGCUCUUGUUGAUGGACUCAAUACGAGUCCAUGGAGACGAGGAUUAUUAUAAGUUACUCGGCGUCGCCAAGGAUGCUGAUAACCGAGAUAUAAGACGAGCGUUUAAAAAGUUAGCGGUCACUCAUCAUCCGGACAAAAAUACGGAUGAUCCACAAGCUCACGACAAGUUUCUGAAGAUCAACCGAGCUUAUGAAGUGUUGAAGGAUGCAGAUCUUCGUAAAAAGUAUGACACAUACGGCGAGGCCGGCUUGAAGGAUGAUCACCCCAGUAAUCAGUAUCAAAGUUGGAACUUUUAUCAGGAGGAGUUUGGUUUAUAUGAUGAAGAUAAAGAAAUCAUCACUCUUAGCAGAAUAGAUUUUGAACAAUCUGUGAAGGCUUCUGAUGACAUCUGGUUCGUCAAUUUUUACUCGCCCCACUGUAGUCAUUGUCACGAUCUGGCACCAUCUUGGCGUGAAGUUGCUCGAGAACUUGAGGGUGUGGUGCGUAUCGGUGCGGUGAACUGUGGCGAUGAUUGGCAACUGUGUCGACAGCAGGGAAUCAAUGGAUAUCCAUCCCUACUUAUGUACCCCUCGGCUGAGAAAUACCACGGACAACGCAACACAGAGAACCUUGUCGAGUAUGCGCUGAAGUUUCUCAAGGCAUCAUUUGCUGAUUUGACAUUGUCCAACUUUGAUCUUGAGCUGAAGAGUGCUAAUAGAGUGAACAAUCCGUGGCUGAUUACAUUCUGUGGUGAAGGAGGUGAUUGCUUGGAAAGCAAAACAUGCCUGAAACUGGCUGCUAUGUUGAAUGAGCUGAUCAAUGUUGGUAUGGUCGACUGCCACAAGCAAGAAGCGUUGUGUUCAAAACUUGGCUAUGAAUAUGGAACAUACUUCUUCCCAGCCGGAGAGGUGUCAAAGAAACAUGGUCAAGUGAUGACGACACUUGAUGCGAAGGAGUUGGCCUUCAUCGUCCUUGAGAAGCUACCUGAUAUGCCUGUGUUGGAUGCUGAUGCAUUCAGUAAAGCUCGCACAGCCCUGAAGGCAAACCUGGGUAAGCCAUGGUUGAUCCACUUCACGGAUGGAGAUACACAUGACUUAGAACUACGUAAACUGCCUGCAAUGCUGGACAACCACCAACUUAAUGUUGGUAGGGUGGACUGCAGGAUACAGAUAAAGGAUUGUCAGUAUCUCCACAUUCAUAAGUUACCAACGUUUACCAUGUUCAAGAAGGGUGGAGGUCAUGAAAUACACCAUGGUCGUCAGACUGCCCAUGAUAUUGUUGUGUUUGCCAGGGACAGUGCAACCACUCCAGUUGUCAUCCUUGGCCCUGGCGACUUCCCUGAUCGCGUUGUGAAGAGUAAGGAUAACUGGUUUGUCGAUUUCUAUGCUCCAUGGUGUCCUCCAUGUAUGCAGCUCUUGCCGGAGUUUAGGAAGGCAUCAAAGGAACCAGAAAUAAACACCAAGUUUGGAACAGUUGAUUGUACGAUUCACGGUACUCUAUGUCAAAAUUACAACAUCCGCUCGUAUCCAACAACAGUAUUCUAUAAUGGAUCCAUCCCACAUACAUUCAGGGGUCGCCAUAACUCGAGGAGUAUUGUAGAGUUUAUUAGGGAUACAUUGAAUCCACCAGUGAUCAUCCUGACGCCCAAAAAUUUCCAGUCCCUCGUUGAGAAUAAAGAUGCUGGCACAAUGUGGGCGAUUGACUUCUUUAUGCCGUGGUGUGGUCCAUGUCAGCAGUUAGCACCUGAAUGGACACGACUGGCAAAGAUGUUUGUUGGUAGUAAGCAGGUCAAAGUUGGCCAUGUCAACUGCCAGGAUCACAAGCCACUGUGCGUGAGUAAUGGUGUCCAGUCUUAUCCAGCCAUCCGCUUAUAUCCAAACGGACCUUUUGGCACGUAUUACACAUACAACGGCUUCUUCAGAAAUGCCCCAAACCUCAGGGCAUGGAUCUACGAAUACCUUCCAAGUCGAGUGAGAGUAAUAGAUGCCAGCAACUUUGAUAAAAUUGUAUUAUCAAGUAAAGAACCCUGGGUGGUUGACUUCUUUGCCCCUUGGUGCGGGCAUUGUCAACAUUUUGCACCAAACUUUGAAAGAGUUGCUCAUGAGGUAGCAGGUCGAGCCCGCUGUGGGAAGGUAAACUGUGAUGAGAGGAAGAACCAGAACUUGUGUGGGCGAGCUGGAAUCCAAGGUUACCCAUCAGUCUUUUUCUAUAGCGGGGCUAGCAAUGGCAGGAAGCAGAGUCCGGUCGGACAGGAUUUACAGGCGGAUGGAGACUACAUCAUACAGUUUAUUAACCAUCACUUUCCUCGGGGAGAUGGACACACACAGGAAGAAAGUGAAAGUGAAGGUGAUGGUGAUGACUUCAUGGACAUGUUUUUUCAUGAUGAACUUUGACCUUUCCACUUCCUCGUUAGUUUCGUGAAAUUAUGCAGUAAAGGAAAGAAGGCAAUUUUUUAUGGAUGAAACCAUGGUUCUGUGACUUGAAUGAAUUAAGAAGGAUCACUUGUGAGUUUGGGGAGAGAAAUGUCAGGGGAAGUCAUAUUUAGAAAGAACCUCUUGGUUUCUUACAAUUGUUAAGGUUUUAUCUGCCUGUAUGCAUGUACUGAAUGAAGAAAGGUUUCGUAACUGGUAACCUCGAGUUUUGUUUUGUGAGAAGAUGAACUUCAACACCCUAGUCUUGCCAUAUGCCAGCCUCUUCUUCUGUAAAUGAGCACAAAUCUCAUUUCUAUUUCUGAUUUUUCUCACAAGAAAUUUGCCUUUUCCUUACCAACCAAGAAGCCCAUGACGGUCGCGCACAGAAUCAUUACCAGUCCUCGGCACAUGCCGAACUCCUGCUCCGUCUCGGCAUACCAAGCCGUUUUUGUAUUUCGUCACAUUCAAAGACCCCCCCAUCCAUAGUGCAGGAAAUGUAAAUCAUCUACACAAAAGACUGCGUAGUGGACCAAAUCAUACUCCUUGCGCAGUGCUGGUAGUGUGAUGAGGCGGUAACUUAUUGUAAUAUGCUUGAAUAUUAUGUUUGCUUAGGGACUUUUUGGGGACUGGAGGUUGUAAGCUUGUUCCCAGAUGUCUGUAUUAAUGUCUGUCAUAAGAUGGUCAAUGUUAUUUUCAAUAUGCGAUCCCAGGUCAUGUGAUGUAUAUUAUAAACGCACGUGGCCCACAUUUCAAUACCAUAUAUGGAUAUGGAUUAUCCCCUGGGAAUUUCAUGCGGGAAUUAAACAGGUUGGCAUGCAUACCCCUCUUUAGACCAACACUUCGUCCCAAAAUGGGACGAAGUGCUAGGUGCCUAUUGCGAAAAUGAUAAGUUGAUGAAACAAUGGCCUGAUUAGUUGGCUAGCCUUGUGAUGUCAAACUAUUUUUACACCGAGGGGUUUUCCCAUUUUUCAUCGUUUGGGCUGGAAUUCCUGGCUUUUUUCGAGGUAGCACAUAGACUCUAUGUACAGCGUGGUGGAUUGAGGCUAUAUGAUGGGCUAACCCCUCUUCAGAAGUUGGCCCGGAUAUGACGACGGUACGGUUUGAGAUAAUGGCAGACUGCUAAAAUGUGGACUCAGGAAUGAUUGACAACUGGCAAAGUGAGGAUGCCGAUUAUGCAUGAUUUGAUUUGAGCGCAACACAGUUGUUGCGUGAUGCUAUUAUACAGUUAUCAAUAUUUGCUUCUGUCUUCGGUUGAAGUGUGAGACACCCGGUCGUUCUGGAAUUAGUGUUGUUGUGGUCGUUGUAACAGCGUGGUUGCUCAGCAAGAAUAAAUUGGAAGUCUUCCUCCGAUAUAAGUCUCUGUUCUAUUGCUACUGGCCCUGCCCAACGAAACAACAGUGUUUUCUUUGAAGGAGAUAUGCCUUACAGGUCAUAUACGGUACGUGCGAGACUAUACUCAAACCGUACCAGUGUCAGGUACGGGCCAACUUCUAAAGUGGGGUAUUGAUUAAACCAUUAGAACUUUUUACUCACAUGUUUUCACUGGAUAUGACAGUGUUAAAUCUGAAAGUUUUUGUUUUUUCAUAAUAUUUGAUCCAUGUACAUGCAUCUAGCAAUAAAUACAUUCUUGAUGGAA
Messenger RNA from Lineus longissimus, 4334 nucleotides. RefSeq names its product dnaJ homolog subfamily C member 10-like. Gene Ontology annotation, cellular component: endoplasmic reticulum lumen. Gene Ontology annotation, molecular function: misfolded protein binding; oxidoreductase activity, acting on a sulfur group of donors, disulfide as acceptor; protein-disulfide reductase activity. Bases 248 to 2680 code for a protein of 810 amino acids. Gene Ontology annotation, biological process: IRE1-mediated unfolded protein response. The record is from RefSeq and is a predicted model, not a curated record. Lineage: Eukaryota; Metazoa; Nemertea; Pilidiophora; Heteronemertea; Lineidae. The transcript is spliced from 18 exons.